AUGUCUUGCAGGAAAGAACUGAGUUAUACAGGUGUAAAGACCGUUUACUUAUGUUACCUAGAUGAUAAACAAGGAAAAAGUGAUGAAGUUUGGAAUAAACAAUGCCUUUGGUUGGAAACAGAGGUUACAGCGAAUAUUGAAGUUAAUGUUGGACGUCGGUCGUCGGGUUGUGUUUUCCGUUGUGAACGCUACACCUGCGUGGUAGUGUUCGAGUUACAGCCAUAUACAAACUUAAAAUCCCUAAAAAUGGUCGAUAUUGAGUUAAAUGAAACCAGUUACAAUAAGGUGACUGCAGUUACCAAUGGCGACUUGUCAAAAGGAGAUUCUUUGAGCAAGUCGGAAGAUGUUCAAGAUGAAACGCCUUACACAGUUAAGAUAAUUCCAACCCAUUCAGAUCCUUUCGAGUUACAAGUGAGCUCUUUUGAGCUCGUUCAAGAAAUUCAUCGUGUGUUAAUGGAUCGAGAAGAAACAUGCAGUUGCACUUGCUUUUCUUUGGUUCUAAACGGUCAGACACUAGAUAUGUUUGCAGAGUUAAAGUCAGUCGAUGGUUUGGCUGAUGGCGUCGAACUGAAAGUUGUGGAAGAGCGCUAUAGUGUUCGUGAAGCCAAAAAUCAUGUUCGACAUAUCCAUGAUCUCCUUCAUUCAGUCGAGCCUAACGAUGCAUACGCAGGUAGAGAACAGAUGUCCCUAUCAUUUGUCAAUUCAGUAGCGGGAGAGCUAGAACGCAAACAUUUCCCUACUCGGUUAGAUAUGCGCAUUGAUUUCAUACCACCUGAAUAUGUUAUGCCCGGUUUUGGUGCAAACACCAACCUCCCAUUAUUGCCUUUACAUCCUUUGGAUCGUGAUGGAAAGCCAGUUAAGUGCGUUCGCCAACUUAAUUAUAGUAAUUGGAACCCUCCACCACCUGCAAGACGACUCUUAGGAGAUCUGAUUUAUUUAUUUUUUCAUACGUUAGAGGACAAAAAGUACCAUAUAACUGCUUGUCCCAGAGGAUUUUAUGUAAAUAUGUCCACGGAUGAUCAGUUUAAUCCCCACCCCAUACAACAUGCUUAUGUGGCACAUUCUCUGAUCGAUCUCCUGCGUCAACUUAGCCCAGGAUUCAAGCGCAAUUUUGAGUCCCUUUUAAAAAAUCGAGCUGCUAAACAUCCAUUUGAACGUGUUCCGACUCCGUAUCAAGUUCAUUCCUGGUUAGCGCCACUAGUUGAACAUUCCCCAGAUUCUGUAAGAAAAGAAGAAGCGUUUUCUUCUCGCAUGGCGUGCGAAGAAAAUUUGCCCGGUCAAACUAGGGACUGGAACGAAGAGCUACAAGUUACGCGUGAACUUCCACAGACACGUCUUACAGAGCGGCUACUUAGAGAUCGUGCUAUUUUCAAAUCAAACAGUGAUUUUGUUGCUGCAGCAACUCGUGCUGCUGUUAGCGUAGUAAAUGGAGAUAUUAUGGCUAUUAACCCAGGAGAAACACGUAAACAACAAAUGUUUAUAUGGAAUAAUAUGUUUUUCUCACUUGGAUUUGAUGUUAAAGAUCAUUACAAACAUUUCGGCGGUGAAUAUGCCGCAUAUGCUGCCACAUCUAGUGAUUUGUGUGGAGUACGUGCAUAUUCGAUGCUAGAUCAACCUGGACUGUAUACUCUUGGGACAGCUAUUAUUGAUUACCGUGGUUUUCGCGUUACCGCUCAAACAAUCAUACCAGGUAUUUUGGAGAAAGAACAAGAACAGUUAGUUGUUUAUGGUUCAAUUGAUUUUGGUAAGACAGUGCUCACCGAUAAACGUUAUGAAGAGUUAUUGUCUAAAACGGCUAAACAAUUGAAAAUCAAGCCACACAAGGUUGUCAAUCAGUCAGGUGAUGCAAUACAGUUAUAUUCAUCUGUGGAUUGUAAAGGAAUUGUUGGAAAUGAUAAUCGAACUUAUAUUCUGGAUUUACUACGUACUUUCCCACCAGAUCUAAACUAUUUAGAUAAUGGUAGUGAUAUACGACCUCAAUUGUCUCCUGAAUUGGUGAAAUUAGGUUAUCCUUAUCAACACCGACAUAUGUUGGCGACUUUAAGACAAGAGUUGAUCGAGGCAUUUUUUGACCAUCGUUAUGAAAAGUUUCUACGUCUGGCUGCUCUAGAGAUUCAAAAGGGUAAAUCUUCCUUAAAAGGUGAAUGUGAUGAUCAGGAUGCUGCUAGUGUGCAAAAUGGACAAGCUAACUGUUCAAACACUAAUGAUGAUCCCUUAUCUCCCAAAGAUAGUCUAAUUACAACCAAACACCAAAUAGACCACCAUGAUGUUACUGGACACUCCAGUAAUGCUUUGAACUCAGGGAUUGGGACAAUAAAGUCUCCAAGCAAGAAUCAAUCAGAUGAUUUAAGCCUGAUGAAAAGAUUACUAGAAGAUGAUCAAGACACACAAAAAAAUGACGUAAUUCGAGAAGCUAUCCGCAAGGCAGCAGCAGCUGUCGGUUCUCUGAGUACAGAUCGUUUUGAGCUUACAUUCAAUCCUGAUAUUUAUCAGAAAUUUGUCAAAUUUUGUGAUUCAGAAGAACAAUCACUAACAGUUGAUCAAGAACUAGUAUGCAGUGCUUGCGAAUUUCUGGUUUUAAAACAAAUUCCAGCAUUUGUUAGAGACGCAUUAAAUUUGUGCAUCACUCCUCAAGAUGGUAGAGCUCUGAUAGAGUUAAUGCAUCAGCGUGGCAUUAAUGUGCGUUAUUUGAAUCGUGUAAUCGAAUCAGUCAGUAUUCACCAGUCGUUAGGUUAUCUCAAAAAAAUGGCUAUUUGCGAAGUUUUGUUACGGUCUGCAAAACAUUUAUUUAAAACAUAUCUUCAAGAUGUUGAUCCUAUGCUUCUUUCUGUUGGGGUUGCUCAUUUUCUCAACUGUUUUCUAACAGCAUGUCCUAAUCUUACACCGUUACUUGGGAUUGAUGAGCAAGUCCUCAAACUGAAUCGUAAUAAAAAGAAUAAGAAGAAAUUGAAAAAUCUUCGUGAAUCACCAGAAGAAAUGGCAUGGCUUAAUGAAACACAUUCCAGUUUAUGGUCUGAAAUAAUUAAAGAAGCUAAGGAAUAUUAUCAUUAUCAAAUAACUGCGUUAGAUAUUGAUGAAUUCUGUAAGAUUUAUGAAGUUCAACGUAUUCAGCUUCUUAGAACAUUUUGUACAUCUGUUGGUAUUCAGCUACUUUUACGCGAGUAUAAUCUCAAUCUACCGAAUGGUGCUAAACAUCAUCAAAAACCGGUAUUUAAUACUGAAGAUAUAAUAUCUCUUUAUCCAAUAGUGAAACAUUUACAUCCUCAUGCAACUGAUGCUUAUCAUUAUUUUACAACUGGUCAAGCUCGAAUUUCUGCUGGUCAUCUUCAAGAAGGAUUCGAGUUAAUUAAUGAAGCUUUAAGUCUUCUGAAUGGUGUAUAUGGUCCUCUUCAUCCUGAUAUUGGUGCUUGUAAUCGUCUUUUAGCUCGUUUAUCUUAUGUCAUGGGUGAACAUGAAGCUGCAUUAUUAUUUCAGCAUCGUGCUACAAUGAUUAGUGAACGUGUACACGGAAUUGAUAAUCCGAAUACAGCUACUGAAUAUAUACAUUUCUCGCUUUAUGUAUUCGCUUGUGGACAUAUAUCUACUGCUUUACAAUUACUUUAUCGAGCUCGUUACAUAGCACUCUUAUGCCAUGGUGAAUGUCAUCCUGAAAUAACACAAAUAGACACUAAUAUCGGUUUAAUGUUACAGUUGGUUGGUGAAUUAGAUUUGGCUUUAAUCUUUUUCGAGAAUGCAUUAUCUUUAAUUAAAUUAUUUUAUGGUGAACGAAAUUUGAAAGAAGCUUUCACUUGUCAUUUAAUCAGUCUUACGUAUACCUAUCGCGGCGAUUUUCGUACUGCUCUUGAUUAUGAAAAACGUCGUUUUCUAAUAUACAAGGAACGUUUAGGUCCAGAUAGCGAUUAUACUAAAGAUAGUGAUGAAUGUUUGCGACAACUUACCCAACAAGCUGUGACAAUUGCACGUAAAGUAGCUGAACUCACAGCAACUGCCUCCACAACAAAGUCAAUUGGAAGUGGUGAUUCUUCUUCGUCCACUAGUCAUUUGAAUUCACAUUCAACUAACAAUCAUCUUUCUAUCAGUGAAUCACUUGUUGCUAAGGCAGUUUUAUCAAAUGCAUUCUGUGGUGGUGUUAAUGGGAAUGUCAACGCUACUGGGAGUAGUAGUGGUUCAUUAACUUUGCCUAUGCCAACUGUUUCUUCAAUUUUAGAAACUCUCAAUCGUGUAAAUGGAAUAUUAGUUAUACAAAUAAGAGGAAAAGAUGACAAUCAACAUGGUCACAAAGAAGAUAAAAAUCUGUCAAGUAAUAAAUCUGAUCUUACAGAAUCCCAUGUUGUUAUAUGUGAUAAAAUUCGGCAGUCCAAAAAUGAUAUCCAUCUGUUGACACCAUCAUCUAAUGAUAAUAAAUCGUCGAAAUCUUUUCCCACCUCAUUAAAUAAUAGUGAUGUGAACAAACCUGUAAUUCCAGUAUUGUAG
Schistosoma haematobium is the source of this 4473-nucleotide messenger RNA. RefSeq lists its product as uncharacterized. Gene Ontology annotation, molecular function: protein binding; mRNA binding. Bases 1 to 4473 code for a protein of 1490 amino acids. Gene Ontology annotation, cellular component: cytoplasm. Gene Ontology annotation, biological process: intracellular distribution of mitochondria. The transcript is spliced from 23 exons. Lineage: Eukaryota; Metazoa; Platyhelminthes; Trematoda; Strigeidida; Schistosomatidae. The record is from RefSeq and is a predicted model, not a curated record.